AUCUCAAAUCUAACGGCCAAAUAUCAUCCAGACAGCAUGAAAUCUAUACAUCUGUCGGAAACACUUCAAAACAUUUCUUUCACUUUUUCUCCCUUAAAUUCCCAAAUCCAAUUCCAACCCUUUCAUUCUUUCUUCGCACAAUCAACAUUCAAUUCAACGCUACUCAACCUCAAUUCCCUCUACCUUACUACUCUCUUCCGAUUUCUGAUUAGGGUUAUUGUAUAAUUUGUAUUAUAUAAUUUACGAUUACACUUUUGUUUAUUUUUUCCUUUCAAUUUUGUAUCUUUCUUUUCAUAAUUCAAUUUUACUGUUGAUUGAUGUAUUCAUUUCCCAUCUUGUAAUCUAGUUUCAAUAUCUAUAUCAAUUAUCUGUAAACUAGGUUUAGGAUUUGGAUUUGGAUUUGGAUUAGGGUUUGUAUUUUUAUUUAUUUUAUUAUCUUCAUUUGUAUUUUGCUUUAUCUGCUAUGGAGAAUUCACGAAGACCGUUUGUUAGAUCGAAAGAACCAAUUUUGAAGCGACCCAGAUUAAUGAAAGAUCUGGAACGUUCUCCUAAUUCGAGUGCUCCAGUGUUUCCACAGAGACAACAGCAAGUUACUUCUGCUUCACGGUUCAGACAGAAUGAAAGAGAAGAGGAGAAUGUCGACGGUGGUUACCAGCCUCAGCCGUUGCCGUUUCAGGAGCUUGUGGCUCAGUAUAAGAGUGCGCUUGCAGAGCUCACUUUCAAUUCGAAACUGAUAAUUACCAACCUGACUAUAAUUGCAGGCGAAAAUCGAGCUGCUGAGAAGGCCGUUGCUGCCACUAUAAGUGCUAACAUUCUAGAGGUUCCUAGUGAACAAAAGCUGCCAUCUCUUUAUCUCUUAGACAGUAUUGUUAAGAAUAUUGGGCGGGAUUACAUAAAAUACUUUGCUGCCAAACUACCCGAGGUGUUCUGCAAGGCAUACAGACAGGUUGAUCCUCCUGUCCGUCAAAGUAUGAAACACCUUUUUGGAACUUGGAAAGGAGUCUUUCCUCCUCAGACCCUUCAGGCUAUAGACAAAGAACUGGGCUUCACUCCAGCAGUCAAUGGUUCGUCUUCAGCAUCUGCAUCUGCUGCACUCAGGAGUGAUUCCCAGACACAUCAACCACCUCAUAGUAUACAUGUGAAUCCCAAGUAUUUUGAACGACAGCGUGUUCAGGAGUCCAGCAGGAGUAAUCAGCACACUCAUAGAGACCCAUUCGACGAUCCUGUUCCAGAAAAGAGCAUCAGUGCAUCCUAUGGAGGCAGUGAACAUGGUUCCAAUCUUUCAAGGAAUAUGGGCGUGGGUAUUGGCAGAACUGAUGGCAGCAUAACCGAGUUAGGACACAGAACUUUGUACAACAAAACUGCUGCUGGUGUUUCAGGGUCCAUAUCUGGGCAAAGAAAUGGUGUUGGCCUCAAGCAUAGUUUUUCAAAUACUGAAGCUACUACUAUUUCGGAUGCACAACAUCAGCCAACACGAAACAUAACUGGCAUAAAGAGAAAUGUGAUGUCAAGUAGCUGGAAAAAUUCUGAGGAAGAGGAGUACAUGUGGGAUGAGAUGAACACUGGAUUGACUAGUCAUGGUGUCCGUAACAACUUGGGAAACGACGCUUGGACUGCUGAUGAUGAGAAUUUGGACGCUGAAGAUAACCACCACCAAAUCAGAAAUGUUUUUGGGACAAAUGUUGAUAGAGAAAUGACCAAUAGAUCUCAAGCCACUCAAAAGAAACAAUUUCGGCAUCAUCCGUCAUUAUCAUGGAAAUUGCAGGAGCAGCAAUCAAUUGAUGAAUUGAAUAAGGAACUGGGUCACUCGGAUGUAUGUAUGUCAAUGUCUGGUUCCUUACUAGGCAAUGCAAAUUCUUCUGCCGCCAGGAUGGGAAACCGUGCUUUCCUGCCCAAUGCAAGAACUGGAGGACAUCAAUUUCAUUCUGUGGGAUCUGAGUCCACUUCUGGGCAGUCACCUUUGCGACAACGCUCUCCCUCGCCACCAAGUAUUGACCACUCUCAUCUAAUGGAAAAUUUUGAUAAGCAAGACCAUCCUUACACUCGAAAAACAUCUCAUUUUUUGGGAGGUCUGCAUAGCCAAUAUAUUAAAGAUUCUUCAUCCACCCUUUCUCCUAAUAUUCAGAUUGGAGACUUGCAAAGAUCAUCACAGGUAAAAGACUUGCAGUGUCCAUUACCUUCAGCGAGUUUUCAGCCAAGAUAUCGGCAACAACUGAGCUCUUCUCACACUGAAGUAACUGAGAAGCCACCCUUAGCCAAUGUUUCUCUAGCUCGAGAAACCUCAGAGCAGCCAGCCACAAGUCAUACAGAAGCUGCAAGUGUGAAGAGUAGACUAUUCUCCAACAAGCCAAUUACUAGUAGUCUUCCAUCUCUAUUAGGGUCUCGGCCUUCUCAGUCAGGUGGUUCUUUAGUGUCUGCAAAUGCUUCUCCAUCUUCAUCUGCUUUACCAAAAAGACCUAAAAGAAAGGCCGGACAAACAAUAAGGACAUCUACUCUACCACCAGCUUCCUCUAAUGUCAGCAGUGCCUCAGCGCAGACAUCUGGUCCUACAAAUAAAACCUCAAAUCCACUUUCAAACCUUUUAAGCUCAUUAGUUGCAAAGGGUUUGAUAUCCACAGAAACUGAGACACUGGCUGAGGUGCCAUCUGAGGUGGUGACUCGAUUGGAAGAUCACUGCGACAGCUUUAGUACCAGUAGCUCUAUGCCUGUUGCUUCAUUGUCUGGUUCUGCAGCUGUCCCCGUUCCUUCAAACAAAGAUGAGUUAGAUGAUACUGCAAAAACACCUAUGUCCUUAUCUGAAUCAACCAGCACAGAUAUUAGAAAUGUCAUUGGCUUUGAGUUUAAGCCUAAUGUAAUCAGAAAGUUGCAUCCAUCUGUAAUUGCUGGAUUAUUUGAUGAUUUUCCACAUCAUUGCAGCAUUUGUGGCCUUAAGCUCAAAUUCCAAGAACAGUUUAGUAGACACUUGGAGUGGCACGCCACAAGAGAAAGAAAACAAAGUGGUUUAACUACACCAUCAAGAUGGUAUCUGAAGUCAACUGACUGGGUUGCCGGCCAAGCUGAAUGUUCAUCUGAAAAUGAGUUUACUGAUUCUGUAGAUUCACAAGACAAGGAAACAGAUGAAGGUCAAGAGGAUGCAAUGGUUCUAGCAGAUGAAAACCAAUGCUUAUGCGUGUUGUGUGGUGAGCUAUUUGAAGAUGUUUACUGUCAGGAAAAUAGCGAGUGGAUGUUCAAAGGGGCUGUUUACGUGACUGGCUCUGAUAGCGAUACUGAGAUGGGAAUCAAAGAUACAUGUUCUGGAAGGGGUCCCAUCAUUCACACAAAAUGCUUAUCAGAUAACUCGUUAUUGAGUGUCCUCAAGAUGGUAAGGCUUAUUAUUUGAUGUUAGUGGAGAAUAGAGGAUGUCCAAAGUUCAAAUUCAUCUGUUUGUAAGAAUGGGUGGCCCUAUUAUAUUUUUCAGGAACAGGAUUGAAACAAGUUAAGAACACUGGAGCUUUGAUGUUAACAAGAAUUAAGAAACCGAGUAAACCCAGGUUUACUUUAAUCUUAACGAAUCUUGAUAGCUCUUCAUGCUAAAUUUAUUUCUCUAAUUGGUUUCUAGAGCUGACAAACAAAUUUUGUGCUCCAGUUUUUUGUUUUGUUUUGGUUUCCUUUUUCUUGUUCCUUUAUUUUUAUUUCUUGUAUUCAUGAGGACGUAUUAAUUCCUCAGUGCUCAAAGUAUAUAUAUACAUGCAAUAGUUUUUACAGCUCAACUCUUUUCUCGUUGAUGUGGUUGUAUUGUAACUUAAUUUUAUAUGAUAAAGCAGAUUUGUGUUUUUUAUACAGCAUCUGGCUGUAACAUGAAGCAAAGCAGUUAGGCCAUUGUCAUCACAUAUGUUGAGUGACAGUCUCUGUAUCAUUAUAAUUUCAAAAUUCUACUGUAUUACUGGUUCUCCUUCCUACACCGAGAAGUUGGAAAUUGCAGUAUCACUUUUUACACGGGCAUUACAUUUGUAAUUUCCUGAAAUUCAGUUUAUUUGUAAUAUAGAUCUGUUAAGUUUUUCCCUUUUCAAACUACCAAGAUUUUCUCUUUUGUUUCGAUAAAUGUAACAGAACAAAAAUAAAUGUUUUCCUGAUUGGAUUC
Messenger RNA from Lathyrus oleraceus (garden pea), 4120 nucleotides. RefSeq names its product polyadenylation and cleavage factor homolog 4. NCBI's taxonomy places the organism in Eukaryota, Viridiplantae, Streptophyta, Magnoliopsida, Fabales, Fabaceae. The transcript is spliced from 5 exons. Gene Ontology annotation, cellular component: cytoplasm; mRNA cleavage factor complex. Gene Ontology annotation, biological process: termination of RNA polymerase II transcription; mRNA 3'-end processing. Gene Ontology annotation, molecular function: RNA polymerase II complex binding; mRNA binding. Bases 464 to 3379 code for a protein of 971 amino acids. The record is from RefSeq and is a predicted model, not a curated record.